Molecule: messenger RNA, 2828 nt
Organism: Linum trigynum
Lineage: Eukaryota; Viridiplantae; Streptophyta; Magnoliopsida; Malpighiales; Linaceae
Source: the annotation of a GenBank genome assembly
GUAUCUAUCAACUUCCUAGGAUAAAUGGUGUUUAGCUUAAUGGUGAAAUGCUCUUCUUUGAUAAGGACAUCCCUUGUAUAAAUCUCUAUAAACAAAACACAUCUAUUAAUUUUUUUCCCUGAGAUGUCUUGUUUGAAUUUCCCUAUUAACAAAACACAUCUAGUAUCUUUUUUUCUUAGGUGUUUCAAAUUUCUAAGUGUUGUAUAGGACAUAUCUAAUAUUCAAAUGGCUCUAUCAGCCCAACAAAAUAUUAUCCUCCUGGUAUAGACUAGUAAUGUAUUUCUCACUUUUAAUUUUUAAUUUAUCUUUGUUUUAAAAUAUAUCAAAGUAAAUGCAAUUUUAAAUUCUAUUUUUUGUGUACAUAAAAUUUUGAAUUCCGACCUAAAAUGGAAGAGAUAUAAUCGUUAAAUUAACGCUUUCUGGCACCUAUAAUUACAAAUGACCCCAGCAGUAGCAGCAGCAUAUGCAACAAUAAAAAUCCUUUCACACGUCUGGGUAGGCAGAUGUGUAAGACUCUAUCAAAUGGGGUAUUCAGUUCUUGCGCUAACAAUGCACGCCCAACAAGUUUUCCCCCGCACAGACAUAAAAGCACUGGCGUACACCUAGUGCCACAACCUGUUACAGCUACUAACCCAGCAAGCUCUCUGUUGUCCAUUGGUAACUAACUCAGAAGGACUUACCCCGUCAGAAAUUGGCAAUAACGAAACAGAAUAUUAGCAGCAAAGAACCACACAACUGAAACACCUUCAACGAUGUAUUAUCCAACACAAAACUUUUAAAACCCUCAUUGCCUUGCAUAAUCUAAAUAAGGUACCUGGGCCGAGAACUUGUGGAAUUCGAAUGACGUUUGCAGAUGUAGAGAUGGCAGCUAUGCCUUCUAGGACUGAUCUUCCUUCCUCUGCUGCCUUCUUGCCCUCCGCCCGUAUAUAUAGGAUCCACCAUUCCGGACUACAUUUGCAAACUCAAAUUCUACAGCAUCUGCAUACUCAACUACCGCUAGCGCCAUGGAGACACCAGCAGCACCAGUGUUGAGGAUGGCUACCUGCAUUCUUCUUCUACUCGUGAGCAUUAGCACCCAACUCAGCAUGGCUUCAGGGCACGAUACUCCGAAAGACAUGGAGACGAGGUAUCGCCAAUGGCUGAGCAAACAUCGCAGGAAGUACGGGAGCAAAGCUGAAUACAAUCACCGGUUUCAGAUCUACCAGUCUAACGUUCAUCUCAUCGACCACAUCAAUUCUCAGAAUCUGUCUUUCAAGCUGACUGACAACAGGUUUGCUGACCUCACCAACGACGAGUUCAAAUCGACCCACCUUGGUCUUCGGCGUCCUCUGGAUACCGCAGACCAGAAGGUGCACGCUGAGUACUCUUGUGGACGUUUGCCAGCUGGAGUUGAUUGGAGGAAGAAAGGUGCUGUUACGAAGGUCAAAGAUCAAGGCCAUUGUGGAAGCUGUUGGGCAUUCUCUGCUGUGGCAGCUGUGGAAGGCUUCCACAAAAUCCAAACAGGCAAACUGCUGACUCUUUCAGAGCAAGAGCUCAUUGAUUGUGAUGUCGGUGGUGACGACGAGGGCUGCCAUGGAGGGUACAUGGAUACAGCAUUCUAUUUCAUCGCGAAGGUUGGGGGGCUUACAACAGAGAAGAACUAUCCCUACAAGGGUAAAGAUGGCAGUUGUGACGAAAUGAAACUGAAAGAUCAUCCUGCAAAAAUAAGCGGCUACAAGAUGGUACCUGGUAACAAUGAGACAGCCCUCCAAGCAGCCGUUGCGGAACAACCCGUCUCUGUUGCAAUCGAUGCAAAUGGUAUUGAAUUUCAACUGUAUUCAGAAGGAAUUUUAACUGGAUCCUGUGGAUCUCAACUCAACCAUGGAGUCACGGCAGUUGGGUAUGGAGUGGAAAAGGGCACCAAGUACUGGAUUGUGAAGAACUCAUGGGGCGCUGCCUGGGGAGAAGACGGGUAUAUCAGAAUGGAACGUGAUGUUGAGGAGGAAAGUGGUCAGUGUGGCAUUGCCAUGGAUGCAUAUUUCCCUGUCUAGCUAGGGAGGAAGAAGAUGAUAUCUACCCUGGGAAGAAGCUCAUCUAACAUGUAUACGCCUUCCAGAAAUAACAUGAAGAAACCGAUUAAAAGGACACUACAAGUCCCAUGUAUGUAUUAUAAUAAGUCACUGGAAGUAGCGAGAGGGAAAUGUAUUAUCGAGGAUCAUUAAUAUGAGUAAAAAAAAAUAUUUCCUUGAGUUUCAAUUCGAAAACUUAGGCAGAAAAUUUCUGAUCUAGUUAAACCAGCUUAACAGACUCUCAACGAUGAAGGUUCUCAACCAUCAAAUUCAUUGAACACUCCAGCAUGAUCCUAUUCCUAAGGACAGACUGAUUUGACUGAAAAUUUUGUGAAAUACAGCCCAUCGGAUCUCAACUAACCUGCGCGAUAACAAGGCAUGCAAAGCUAUGUUCAGGGGGAAAACGGGUGGUGCAGAACUCGUAAGGGUGUAAGCGAGAAGACAGUCGUAAGUAAGCAGUGUUGCGGAGAUACCGGGACCCUGAGAGGGACGAAAGGACUGCAAAAUUCAGUCGAUAACUUGAGUUCUGACCUGUAGCGGGGAAGUGGAGAGGAAAGAGGAAGGAUUUGGGUUCUUCUGGGAAUGCUUGAGGAACUCAGGUCUGGGAUUUCUUGAUAGGUCCUCUCCUCAACUGCGGUUCUAAAUCUAAUGGCUUGUUAUAAUCGCAGUGGCAAGUGGCAACAAUUGGGCUAUGCGAACUCCCUCGCGGCCGAGCAUUUCUACUAUUGAUGUUUUAAUAUUAUUAUUAGAAUUAUUAAACCAUAAAUUAUUAGUUAGAAU